AGUAUAAGAAGCAGUUACGUGUUCCGCAAAACGCGUGCGUUUAAAAUGUCGAUCAAAAAGUCUGAUUUAUCUGUGGGAUUUACUGAAGGAAAUGUCGAACAAACUACAGAAGAAAGAAGAUUGUUUCAAAAGCAACAUAUACAAAAAAUUAAGUCGAUCGCUGGUCACGUUGGACUUUUGAUUGCAUUGAUGCUUUAUACAGCAAUUGGUGGUUUAGUUUUUCGGCAUAUCGAACUUCCGGCAGAAUUAGCGCGUUUGGAAGUUUUGCGCGCCAAUUUACGUGCUGAAAGAUAUUCAUUUGUCAAUGCGGUUUCCAACAAUACCGAUGUGUCAAAUUUACGCACAUUGGUUAGCGUAAAAUUACGUGCUUACGAAGAGGCAGUCCAGAAAGCAGCACAAGGUGGUUUGUUGGUCUCUUUCGUGACAGACACAAUAGACCAAGAAAAUCGAGAUACGACAGAUUUACAGCCGAUCGUAACUGAAAGAUGGAGUAUUUUUCAGGCCGUAUUUUUCGCUAGCACUGUUCUUACAACGAUUGGAUAUGGGAACGUUGUACCAUCUACUAAUCUGGGAAGGAUGUUCUGCAUCUUAUUCGCAUUCGUUGGCAUACCUUUGACAUUGAUAGUAAUAGCUGAUUGGGGGAAACUAUUCGCUGGAGGUGUAGUUAAAAUCGCCUUAACCCUAAAAUCGAAACUCCCGCUUCACUUUUCUUUUCCCUGCGUUCCGACAAAUUUAGCAGGAAGGCGAUCGCUUGGAGCAUUUACAGCGAUUGUUUUACUUUUUUUAUACCUCGCUUGCGGUGCAGGUAUGUUCAUGUUAUGGGAAGAUGACUGGAAUUUUUUUGAUGGAUUUUAUUUUUGUUUUGUCACUAUGACCACGAUAGGGUUCGGUGACUUAGUACCGAGUAAGUAUUAAA
This is a messenger RNA of Bombus pascuorum, 916 nucleotides long. RefSeq names its product TWiK family of potassium channels protein 7. Gene Ontology annotation, molecular function: potassium ion leak channel activity. The transcript has 5 exons. Gene Ontology annotation, biological process: potassium ion transmembrane transport; stabilization of membrane potential. The record is from RefSeq and is a predicted model, not a curated record. Bases 46 to 915 code for a protein of 289 amino acids. Lineage: Eukaryota; Metazoa; Arthropoda; Insecta; Hymenoptera; Apidae. Gene Ontology annotation, cellular component: membrane.